Clarias gariepinus (North African catfish) is the source of this 1076-nucleotide messenger RNA. It is a transcript of the gene mibp2, whose product is annotated as muscle-specific beta 1 integrin binding protein 2. The transcript has 8 exons. Bases 228 to 860 code for a protein of 210 amino acids. Lineage: Eukaryota; Metazoa; Chordata; Actinopteri; Siluriformes; Clariidae. Gene Ontology annotation, cellular component: cytoplasm. The record is from RefSeq and is a predicted model, not a curated record.
CCCUGGCCUUCCUCUUGACGGAAGCUCGCGGAGGAGCAGCAGCGCGCGUGCCGUCACCGACUUUCACCGACCCCAGCAUGGAGGACUCGAGUAGCUGACGUUUGGCCUUUCUGUACAACCCAAGAAUUACCGCCUCUUUUUGUUUUCACCUCGCCACCGACGGUACCGUUUAUUAACAAAAAAAAAAUAAAAAGCCGCCAUUUUUAAUUGAAACAUCUGAAAGAAACAUGAAGUUCAUCAUCGGUAUCGGAGGGGUGACUAACGGGGGUAAAACCACCCUGACUGAGCGUCUGUGCCGCGUCCUGCCCAACUGCUGCGUGGUUCAUCAAGACGACUUCUUCAAGCCCCAGGAUGAGAUCGAGGUCGGGGAGGAUGGCUUUAAGCAGUAUGAUGUCAUCACAGCUUUGGACAUGGACGCCAUGAUGAGCACCAUCUACGCCUGGCAGGAGAACCCGGUGAAGUUUGAACGCUCUCACGGUGUGGAGAGCACGCGGGAUCGCGAGAUCCUUCCUCGUUCCGGAGAGGACGAGAGCGUGCACAUCCUCAUCGUGGAAGGGUUUCUGCUCUACACCUACCGGCCCCUGAUCGAGGUGUUUGAUCAACGGUUGUUUAUUUCCAUCCCGUAUGAAGAAUGCAAAAAGAGGAGGUGCUCAAGGAACUACGUCGUGCCGGACCCCCCGGGUCUGUUCGAUGGUCAUGUCUGGCCGAUGUACGUCAAACACAAGGACCUAAUGGAGGACAUGGGAGUGGAUGUCGAACAACUGGACGGAACCCUGUCGAAGGAGCAGCUGUAUAACACCGUGUACGGAGACGUCAUCAACAACAUCCAGGACCGAAUGAGGAUUGCCGAUCAGCACUAAAUCGCAGACGGAGGAAUACAAAGUCAUCUCUGCCGCAGAAGCGCGCGUGUACGCGUGUGUGUAAGGUCUCAGACUGGCUCUGCUUUGACUGUUACCUGCUUUAGCUUUUUUAUACCUGUGUAUUUCCUCCAUAUUUAUUUGCUGUAAUAACAAACCGAGCUCCUGUUAGAAACUCUAAAGAGUUAAACACUCCGUAAUAAAGAUGUCACUCCUGCA